Messenger RNA from Miniopterus natalensis, 1571 nucleotides. NCBI's taxonomy places the organism in Eukaryota, Metazoa, Chordata, Mammalia, Chiroptera, Miniopteridae. The record is from RefSeq and is a predicted model, not a curated record.
AUGACUCAGCCCCGGGCACCGCGGAGGCUGAGGAAGGUCCAGCGGCGUAUCCCCUCCGCCUCGGUUCAUCCCGCCGGCGGAGAACCAAAGCUGGGCCGAUGCACCCGGGCCCAGGGGCCCUCCAUUCUCACCCUUCCCGGUGCGAAGCGUAGGGAGCGCAAACAGGGGCUCCCAACGACUCCACCAAAGGCUCGGAAGUCCCUGGAAGCAGCUCGCUACCAACCUCGCUCGGUUCUCCAGCUCCACCGGGGGCUCCAGGGCCCGCUUCUAACUGACAGGUUCUGGGGGGACACAGACACGCCCAAGCGCGCAUCCAACUACCGCACAACUUCAGACCAAUGGAAGAAAAGAGCAGCAAAAAUUGAACUGAAUGAAACUCAAAAACAAGAAAUUAAAGAGGCCUUUGAUUUAUUCGAUAUUGAUGGGUCUGGAACCAUAGAUGUAAAAGAAUUGAAGAUUGCAAUGCGGGCCUUAGGAUUUGAACCAAAGAAAGAAGAAGUUAAAAAAUUGAUAGCUGAAAUCGACAAAGAAGGAACUGGCACCAUUAGUUUUGAAGAUUUUUUUGCCAUAAUGAGUCUAAAAAUGAGUGAAAAAGAUGAAAAGGAAGAACUGUUGAAGGCUUUCAAAUUAUUUGAUGAUGAUGAUACUGGAAGCAUAACGUUAAACAAUAUCAAGAGGGUUGCUAAGGAACUAGGGGAAAAUUUAACAGAUGAUGAACUUCAGGAAAUGCUUGAUGAAGCUGAUCGUGAUGGGGAUGGAGAAAUAAAUGAGGGAGAGUUUUUGAGAAUGAUGCAAAAGACCAGUCUUUAUUAAUACUGCUUUUUAUUGUUCCUUCUGGAAGUUAACAAAUUUGUAUUUGUUAUACAGUUCCAUAAUAUCGGAGUACUCAUGUUCAAUUUUCAGUUUAUUUGCAUAAAUUGGCCUCUUGAUGUCUAAACCAUGUGUGAAGUUACAUGUUUCUACCCAUAUAUUGUUAAAUCUACAACAUCAAGAGCAAAAUGUAAUGACGUCCUUGAACCAUGAAUCCAAGAACAGUAUUAAUUCCAACUGCUAUUUUUAGAGCCCAGGGUCCAAAGACUUAUAAUUUUUUUAAGUUUAAUGAAAUUGGCCCCACAUGCAAAUGAAUUUGGAAAACAAGCCAUUACUUUCCCUAUUAUUUUCUUUUUGUGCAGCUCUUUAAAAACUGAUAAACAUUUGCUUUUUCAGCAGUUAUUCAGAUAUGUAAAGUAUUGAAGUAUUAAAUAAAACUGUCAGGCAACUACGUUAUUUGCUACUUUUCUUCCUAUGAAGAAAUUCAAAGCUGUACUUGUAUAACUCAAAUUGACCCCGUCAAUUAGCAUUUAUUUCAUAACCCUGUCCUAGGACAGGGAUUUUAGCUGUUAUUACUUGGAAGCUGGUAGUAUUAGCUCCAACUACAUAAGAGAAAACAAAAGUUCAGAGAACUUAAAUUUUAAAAUUGCUCAAUUACCCACAGAUACUAAAUAAAACAUGGAUUCUAAAUUUUGUAUCUUUGCCCUGGCCGGGUAGCAGCAGCAUCUUCAUACGCCAAGGUUGAGGGUUCGAUCCCCGGU